AUGUCCCUUCGAAGACGUGCAAGGAAAGUGGAAAUUUCAAUGCCAACUAAUUUUGAGCAUCGUUAUCAUGCAGGAUUUAAUCCGGUUACUGGCCAAUAUCAUGGCUUACCAAAGCAGUGGCAAGCUAUAAUUGGUAUAACUCCGAAUAGACGCGGUCGCCCACGACCGAUGGUUGAUCCCAGUUGUAUUACACCGACGGAAAUAGCAGAAAUUAAGACAGUUGUUCGUGGAGAUGUGCCACAACCGUAUCGGAAUGGUGUCCCAGUGAGUAAUAAAUUACGAAACGAUCAUAUUGAAAUGCAAGGUGGUGUACAGGAUGAUUUUACACGAAUGGUACGCAUUUCAGAGCCAUGGACACGCUUUCCUCAGUCAUCAUCAUCUACAUCUUUCUUUGGUAUGCAACCAAAGCGUCACGUCCAACAACAUUCGUCUCUAAAAUUUCAAAAACUCAGUCCAGAAGAAAUGAACUUGCCGCGAACCUCAACAUACCAAAAUAGUAAGGAUUUGCAGCAAAAGCUUUAA
Acanthocheilonema viteae is the source of this 522-nucleotide messenger RNA. The record is from the annotation of a GenBank genome assembly. NCBI's taxonomy places the organism in Eukaryota, Metazoa, Nematoda, Chromadorea, Rhabditida, Onchocercidae.